Messenger RNA from Rubroshorea leprosula, 1162 nucleotides. The record is from the annotation of a GenBank genome assembly. Lineage: Eukaryota; Viridiplantae; Streptophyta; Magnoliopsida; Malvales; Dipterocarpaceae.
UACUUCCUUUUGGGAAAAAAAUUUUUUUUUUUCUUCUUACCAUCUGGCGGGUUACAGAUCAUAAAUAUAUUUAUAUAUAAUCCAUAUAUAUUCUUCUUCUCUUGUAUCCUAUCUCCUCCAAUUUCCUUUUUUUUUUUUUCGUCGAUAUAUAUUGAAAAUAAAGUAUUGGGUUUUGGGUUUAGAGGGGUUUAAUUUGUUUAAUGGGUGCAAACGUGUCUGGUGGUAGAUCGGAUUGUGACGGAGAUGGUUCUUUGUUGAGGAGGCCUAGAUUUGAUGAUAUACCGGAGAGCUGUGUGGCAUUGGUGUUGAUGCGGUUAGACCCGACGGAGAUUUGCAAUUUGGCUCGGUUGAAUCAGGCUUUCCACCGUGCUUCUCGAGCUGAUUUCAUAUGGGAAUCAAAAUUGCCUUCCAAUUAUAGGUUCAUUGCAGAAAAAGCUCUUGGAGACACAGCUCUUUCGACGUUGAGCAAGAAGGAAAUUUAUUCCAGGUUGUCCAAGCCCAACUCCAUUGAUGAUGCCACCAAGGAGGUAUGGUUAGAUAAGAAUUCAGGUGGGAUUUGCUUGUCAAUUUCUUCCAAGCUUCCCCCGAGUUCGCCGCAAAACUCCACUUCUUCGCCGAUUCUCCCUCUAGGGUUUCCGACGAGGUCAUAAAUUCUUAACUUUGAUUCCUUUCCCUUCCCUUCUCCUUUUCGUCCUCCAAAGCUCUCUCCUUUCCGUGUUUCUUUUCCUUCUUUUUCCCCUUUUCCAUUACCCAAUUCGUUGUUUUAAUCUCUUCCUUUGCAGAAUUCAGCAAUUUUGCUGCGUUUCUAUUUUAAUUUCGAAUGCCCCAUUUUUUUUUUAUCUGUUACUUUUUGGGUUUUUUUUUUUUUUUUUUUUUUUGUUCAACUUUGCAUGUUUUGAAGUUUUGAUAAAUAAAGUUUUGAUACUGUCUCAGGAAUUCAAGUUUAGAAGAAGAAUUUUAACCGAUUUGGUAGGCAUCGUUUGUAAGAAUGGAAGCUAGUCUGGAUUUCUUGAACUACCUUGAUGAAAACUUGUCACUAAAGAUUAUGACAUGUUUGGACGAUCCAUCUGAUAUUGUUCGUGCCGCUUCUGUCUCCCACAAUUGGUUACAUUUUGGUGAGUUGAAACAACUUGAUGUAUUCAGGGACUCAAUUCUUUGUUUU